AUGGAUUCCCAACGGGAGGACCUGAGCCUCCAUGGUGUGUGGGUCUCACUGUACUUUGGAUUCCUGGGGCUGUGUUCUGUGGUAACCGGUGCGUGCAUUCUCUUUCUGCACUGGAGGAAGAACUCGCGGCGGGAAAAGCGUGCCCAGGAGUGGGUGGAGGUGAUGAGAGCCGCCACAUUCACUUACAGCCCGCUGCUGUACUGGAUUAACAAGCGAAGGCGCUAUGGCAUGAACGCAGCCAUCAACACAGGUCCUCCCCUUCCUGUCACCAAGACGGAGACUGAGGUCCAGAAUUCAGAUCCUCCAGGGGAGUUGGACAGGUCUGAGAGGAGCCAUGUUGUUCAAGAGAGAAGCCCCAGUGUGGAGGCUCCGGUCCUCCUGCAACCUGCAUUGCAGCUGGUUCCACAGCGGGCCCUACCUUCCCCCAUGCUGCGGCCCCGGACCAGCUUCCCUCUUCCGAUUCCCAUCUUUGAGGAGGUGCCCUUUGCCGUCUCCCUGUGUAACCUACCCCCAAUGCUGAACCACUCGGUCUCCUACCCUUUGGCCACCUGUCCAGAAAGGAAUGUCCACUUCCAUUCCCUCCCCACACUGGCCCAUGGGGACCACUGCUUCAAUGCCAAGCCUUUUGCUUCAGAAUUGUAG
Molecule: messenger RNA, 642 nt
Organism: Rhinolophus ferrumequinum (greater horseshoe bat)
Lineage: Eukaryota; Metazoa; Chordata; Mammalia; Chiroptera; Rhinolophidae
Gene: TEX38
Product: testis expressed 38
Exons: 2
Coding region: 1-642 (213 amino acids)
Source: RefSeq, a predicted model, not a curated record